This is a messenger RNA of Chlorella variabilis, 741 nucleotides long. RefSeq lists its product as hypothetical. Lineage: Eukaryota; Viridiplantae; Chlorophyta; Trebouxiophyceae; Chlorellales; Chlorellaceae. The transcript has 6 exons. The coding region runs from base 1 to 741 and encodes 246 amino acids. Gene Ontology annotation, biological process: ubiquitin-dependent protein catabolic process. Gene Ontology annotation, cellular component: proteasome core complex; proteasome core complex, alpha-subunit complex; nucleus. The record is from RefSeq and is a predicted model, not a curated record.
AUGGCACGCUAUGAUCGGGCCAUCACGGUGUUCAGCCCUGAUGGGCACCUGUUUCAGGUGGAGUAUGCGCUAGAGGCGGUGCGCAAGGGCGCGCUGGCGGUGGGUGUGCGGGGCACGGACGCCAUUGUGCUGGGCGUGGAGAAGAAGGCGGUGGCCAAGCUGCAGGUCGCCCAGACGGUGCGCAAGAUUGCCCAGAUCGACGACCACAUCUGCCUGGCCUUUGCCGGGCUGACGGCGGACGCGCGGGUGCUGAUCAACAAGGCGCGCAUAGAGGCGCAGAGCCACCGGCUGACGCUGGAUGAGCGUGCCAGCGUGGAGCACAUGACGCGGUACAUUGCGGGGGUGCAGCAGAAGUACACGCAGUCCGGCGGCGUGCGCCCCUUUGGCAUCUCCACCCUCAUCGUGGGCUUCGACCCGCUGGGCCGCCCCGCCCUGUACCAGACCGACCCUUCGGGAACCUACUCAGCCUGGAAGGCAAACGCCAUUGGCCGCAACUCCAAGACCGUGCGCGAGUACCUGGAGAAGAACUAUGCGGAGAGCAGCGGGCGGGAGACGCUGAAGCAGGCGCUGCGGGCGCUGACGGAGGUGGUGGAGGGCAGCAGCAAGAACAUCGAGGUGGCGGUGGUGGAGAAGGAGGCGGGGCUGCGCUUCCUGUCAGACGAGGAUGUGGAUGGGCUGGUGAAGGAGAUUGAGGAGGAGAAGGCAGCAGCGCAGCCGCAGAGGCCGGCGGCGCAGCCAUAG